AUGUUAAACCCAACUAGCUCAACUUUUAUGCGAUUUUAUCUGAUCCUGCUGGUGGUGUGCCAGCAUUGGCAAUGCAUAUGGAUGGCGGCGGACUGCUAUGGCAUGAAAUUGUUGUCAUUUCGUACCACCGAUACUCCUCAAUAUCGUUUCCAAAUGGAAUUUAAUUCCAAUCAAACACUAUCCUCGGUGACACGUGUGCUGGAGCCAGUACCCACUCCCAUGUGGAACUUGAUCUUGGUUCAAUACUACAAACAAGGUCGACGAACAAUUAAGAAAAACGUUUACAAUACCAAAAUAAUUGUGUGUAAUUUUUGGCGUCAAAUGGAACGUUUACGAAUUUUCAAUAACCUGGCCGAUAAUCUCUUCAAAGAUCCCGAUUCGGGCAAUAUGAGCCUAGCAUGUCCCUUGCAGGUGGGCACAUAUGUCAUGAAAAAUAUUUACUUACCGGCUGAUGCGGGACUUUUGAAAUUCAUCUUUCGCCCAAACACCAUUUAUGGCCUCUUUGGCUAUGUCUACUCGCAGUUGCCGAAUAAGAAAUUGAUUCUCAAGUGUACCUAUGAAAUCAAUGGAACGGUUAUACCUGUCGAAACAUGUUGA
Molecule: messenger RNA, 597 nt
Organism: Stomoxys calcitrans (stable fly)
Lineage: Eukaryota; Metazoa; Arthropoda; Insecta; Diptera; Muscidae
Exons: 2
Coding region: 1-597 (198 amino acids)
Source: RefSeq, a predicted model, not a curated record